Messenger RNA from Mucor velutinosus, 591 nucleotides. RefSeq lists its product as uncharacterized. Gene Ontology annotation, cellular component: Golgi apparatus; membrane. NCBI's taxonomy places the organism in Eukaryota, Fungi, Mucoromycota, Mucoromycetes, Mucorales, Mucoraceae. The transcript has 5 exons. The coding region runs from base 1 to 591 and encodes 196 amino acids. Gene Ontology annotation, molecular function: SNAP receptor activity. The record is from RefSeq and is a predicted model, not a curated record. Gene Ontology annotation, biological process: endoplasmic reticulum to Golgi vesicle-mediated transport.
AUGAAGUUGUAUUCCAUCUUAAUCCUACGCAAAGAUGCCGACAAAGCCAAGAUCUUGACCUCCCAGUUUGAUUUAUCAAGCUUUGGCUAUUUCCAACGUGGCAGCGUACAAGAAUUCAUGAACUUUUCUGCUGCUACUAUUGCAGAACGCACCCCAGCUGGUCAACGUCAAAGCGUAGAAAGUGAAAAUAAUGUUGCACAUGUCUAUGCUCAUCCUCAAGGUAUUGCUGGUAUGAUUAUCAGCGACAAAGAAUAUCCCAGUAGAGUCGCAUUCUCUUUACUGAACAAGAUAAUGGAUGAGUUCCUCGUUAAAUUCCCUGUUGAUGUCUGGAGAAAGGCAGAUACACUUGAAUAUCCUGAACUGUUGGGUUAUUUGCAGAAAUAUCAAGAUCCUCAGCAAGCAGAUACUAUCAUGAAGGUUCAAAAAGAGUUGGAUGAGACCACUGCAAUUUUGCAUAAAACUAUUGAUUCAGUUCUUCAACGUGGUGAAAAGUUGGAUUCUCUUGUCGAUAGAUCAGAAGCACUCUCCAGCCAAUCCAAGAUGUUUUACAAGACAGCCAAGAAGACCAACUCUUGCUGCGUCGUCAUGUAG